Messenger RNA from Pezoporus occidentalis (night parrot), 921 nucleotides. Its product is annotated as dynein light chain 1, cytoplasmic-like. Lineage: Eukaryota; Metazoa; Chordata; Aves; Psittaciformes; Psittacidae. Gene Ontology annotation, molecular function: dynein intermediate chain binding. The coding region runs from base 167 to 436 and encodes 89 amino acids. Gene Ontology annotation, biological process: intraciliary retrograde transport; motile cilium assembly. Gene Ontology annotation, cellular component: cytoplasmic dynein complex. The record is from RefSeq and is a predicted model, not a curated record. The transcript has 3 exons.
UCUUACGGAGGGGGUGUGGCUAGGGGUGCUUGGAGGCGACGGCGUUGCGCGCGGGUCGGUUAAACCGAGGCGGCUGUGGAGGGAGCAGCUUGCUGUUCUUCUGCGCCUUGCUUGCUCCCAUCAACUAGGGCUGGUCCCGCGGCAGCGGCCGAGCGUGUAGGCAAUCAUGAGUGAUCGAAAGGCUGUGAUCAAGAAUGCAGACAUGUCAGAAGAGAUGCAGCAAGACGCUGUGGAGUGUGCUACACAGGCACUGGAGAAAUACAACAUCGAGAAGGACAUUGCUGCUCACAUAAAGAAGGAGUUUGACAAGAAAUACAAUCCCACCUGGCACUGCAUCGUGGGGAGGAACUUCGGCAGCUACGUGACUCAUGAGACCAAGCACUUCAUCUACUUCUACCUCGGCCAAGUGGCUAUUCUUCUGUUCAAGUCUGGUUAGACCCACGGACUGUUACUGAACCUCGCAUCUGGUUACAGGACUGUGCAGAUUCCUCUGACUAGUUACUGCAGCCUUCCUGAGGACGCAGACCUUGAUCUUCAAGGGCAAAGGCAGGGAUUAUGCUAUAGCAGAUGAUAUUACAUUGUGGAUAUAAAAAAGGAAAAAAUACCAAAAAAAGUCUUCCAUGAUUUUUUUUUUUUAUAUUUUUUUUUCCCCAAAGGCUGCUUCUUUGCUAGUAGAGCUGUUGGAGCAGUUUUGCCUUGGAGAGUUUUCUAGCAGUCUACAGUAUUGCCCAGUUACCACUUGUGCUAUGUAAGUACAGAGAGCGUUUAGUUCUUCCUGUCACAAUCCUCUUCUUCCGAGGUGGUUUUUGGUGGUUUCCCCUCCUGUGUGGCUGGAUGUGCUGCCCCAGGGCCUGGGCUGUUUCUGCUGGUGCCUCAGAGAAGUGCUUUGGAAAAUAAAAGACUAGAUCCGCCUGGCCCCCA